This is a messenger RNA of Phanerochaete carnosa HHB-10118-sp, 1859 nucleotides long. RefSeq lists its product as uncharacterized. The record is from RefSeq and is a predicted model, not a curated record. Bases 446 to 1729 code for a protein of 427 amino acids. Lineage: Eukaryota; Fungi; Basidiomycota; Agaricomycetes; Polyporales; Phanerochaetaceae. Gene Ontology annotation, molecular function: kinase activity; ATP binding. Gene Ontology annotation, cellular component: cytoplasm. The transcript is spliced from 15 exons.
CGAGGAACUCGUCAUCGACGCCCUGCUCGCGUCGCCUACACCGUCUGAACGACGCUUCGGGAUGUCCGAGGACGCGGGCUCCCUGACACUCAAUGUCCCCAGCAGGCCCGCCUUCUUCCGCUCCCCAACCAGCCCCGAUCUCGCAGGCCAGGCGACGCCGCGCAUCCAGCUCCAGACUCUGAAGAACACCCUCCUCGGGUCGCAUGGACGCCCACCAUGGUAUGGCGAAGAUGGCCAACGUAUUUCUGACGCCUUCGUCAUCGGCAUCGCCGGCGGUUCUGCCAGUGGCAAGACCCAUGUCGCCCGCCAGAUCGUACAAUCACUUGGGUCCAUUCCUAGCAUCAUCAUUCUCUCCCAGGAUAGCUUCUAUAAACGCAACUCCCCAGAACAGAUCGUACUCGCACAUGCCAACCGCAAAGACUUUGACCACCCUGAUGCCAUCGACAUGCCCUUGUUUGUUGAUUGUUUAGCGGACUUGAAGCAAGGUCACCAAACAAAUAUCCCCAUCUACUCUUUCUCUGAACACCAACGGCUCGACGAGACAAAGUACCUCUAUGGAGCUGCUGUCAUCAUUACCGAGGGUAUCCUUGCGCUACACGACCCAGCGCUCAGAGCGUUAUAUGACUUGAAGAUUUUCGUGCAAUGCGAUUCCGAUCUUAUGCUUGCUAGACGUAUCCGACGCGACGUCUCAGAGCGAGGAAGGACAGUCGAUGGGGUUCUCGACCAAUAUCUGCGGUAUGUCAAGCCCUCGUACGACAACUUCGUGCUUCCGACCGCCAAGUACGCCGAUAUUAUCGUACCGGGGUCAGAUAACCAUGUCGCGAUCGACCUCAUCUGCACGCACGUGAAGCGUCAGAUGAAGAACCGCAAGAGCCGUUUACGCGCGCAAAUGGCACUUGCUGGCCCACGCGAGCUGUCGUCGCGGCAGUCAAGUCCCUUAAUCCCGACAGAAGAACCAUGGUCAAACCUGAUCAUCACUCCGGACACUCCACAAUUGAAGGGUAUCAUGACUAUCCUGCGAGACAGGACGACAAGUCGCGGGGAUUUUAUCUUCUUUGUUGACAGACUCGCGACAUACCUGAUAGAGAAGGCCAUGGAACACUUGCCGUACCGACCUAGAACCGUCACCACGCCGUGUGAGGUCGACUACCAGGGUGUCGAGCUCGAUGCCGACCUGUGCGGUGUCUCGAUCCUCAGAAGCGGCGGUCCGCUGGAGCGAGGUCUCCGUCGAGUGGUCAACAACGUCGCGAUCGGCUCGCUGCUGAUCCAGUCCGAGCCCAAGACGGGCGAACCCCUGCUCCUGGCCCACGCUCUGCCACAGUGCAUCCGCGAACGCCACCGGGCGAAGCACACCUACGUUUUCCUCCUCGACGCGCAGAUCGGCACCGCCGCGUCCGCGUUCAUGGCGCUCCGCGUGCUGCUCGACCACGGCGUGCCGCAGGAGCACAUCGUCGUCGUCACCUUCCUCGUCGCGCGCUACGGCGGGCUCGCGCUCCUCCGCCGCGUCUUCCCGCGCGUGCGCGUCGUGUGCAGCGCGGCCGACGACUACGUCAGCGAGCGCUGGCUCGCGGUGCUCGAAGCCCCCGCCCAGGGGGGCGCACCGGGCACAGACGUGGGCGCGGUGGGCAGCCCUGCGCUCGCCGACGAGCAGCAGGUGGCGACGCGCGGACGCAAGGUUUGGGUCGUCGAGCCCGGCAUGGGCCACAUCGGCGAUCGAUACUACCUCUGAGGUUGACAUCUGUUACAUUUUACGCUGCUGUCGAGUUCGUGGGGACCGUGUGUGUGUCGCUUAUCGUCGGACAUCGUCGGGAACUUGUGGAGACCAUACCGUAUCUUGCUAAGCUGCUUGGUUUAUUGCC